Molecule: messenger RNA, 625 nt
Organism: Vigna umbellata (rice bean)
Lineage: Eukaryota; Viridiplantae; Streptophyta; Magnoliopsida; Fabales; Fabaceae
Source: RefSeq, a predicted model, not a curated record
UCUAGCAUUGUUGUUAUAUAUAAUCAUAUUUGAUCAAGGUAUACUUUCCAUCUCAAGUUCAUUUGCUUUGGAGCUUCUAAUUUUUCUUGAAACAAGACUUUGAUUUCGUUCAUCUAUAACGUCAAAGCUUUUAUAGUAACGAGAGUUGAGAAGGUGAGAAUCAGAAUUUGAAUACGAUGGAGAAGGUGAGUCAGUAUGCGCGUGUUUUCAACCACUUUGAUGAGAACGGAGACGGGAGAAUAUCGGCGUCGGAGUUGCGGCAGUGCGUGGAGGCGAUCGGCGGGAAGGUGUCGUGGGCGGAGGCGGAGGCCUUGGUGGAGGUUCUGGACUCGGACAAGGACGGGUUGGUGGGGUUGGAUGAUUUUGUGAGGUUUGUGGAGGAAGGAGAAGAAGAAGAGAAAGUGAAAGAGCUAAAAGAGGCUUUUAAGAUGUAUGAAAUGGAAGGGUGUGGUUGCAUCACAGCAAAGAGUUUGAAGAGAAUGCUCGGUAGAUUAGGAGAGUGCAAAAGCAUAGAAGAGUGUGAAACUAUGAUAGCUAGAUUUGACCUAAAUGGAGAUGGGGUGCUUAGUUUUGAUGAAUUUAGGGUUAUGAUGUUGUAAAAUGCUUUCUCUAGUUUGUUUAUGAA